AUGCUUCAUCAAGCCAACUUGACGUUGAGAUUUUUGCAUUUAACGAGCAGGCUUGGAUCAAUGGUGAGAUCAGAGACAUCUUAGAGACACAUGGCCAAAGACAAUUCCUAGUUAGACUCUGCCACCCUCAAUUGUAGGUCUUAUUUAAUUAGAAAAGUGUUAAUUGAUACUUAAAGUGGCGGUAUGGAGCUCAAUGCUAACCAACAUUAAAUCAGAUGGAGGACCAGUUUGCCAACAAACACUAGCGAUGAGGAGUAUCAAACCUACGAUCUUGUAGAAGCUUAUUGCAGAUCAAAUAGAGACGAAAUUGACGAGUCAAUCUAGCUCGUGCAUGGCUGGAGAAGAGCUACAGUCAAGAGCGUGAAAGGCAAUUAUGCAUAUCUUGAAUUCGAUAGAGUACAUCACCCAGAUCAGCUAUCAUAAAUCUAUCCAAUAAGGCUUAUCCGAAGAUUGAGCGAGUUGACAGGACCAAAUCCUGAUUUAUUCUACAGAACAGAGGUGCUUAUUCAUCCAGACCUGCAUUAAUGGGUGUUCAAUCUAGAUAAAAAUGAGUCAUCGCAAGAACUUCUAGCAUUCAAUGACUAAUUAGCAAUCAUUACUAGGACUUCAUAGGUUUAUGGCAUUAGUUUGAGUCAGGAUAAGCAAAGACUUGUAGUUCUAGGACCUCAAGAGAGACUAAGAUCAGCCACUUUAGCAGUAGAUAUAUUCCUAAAUCAUCAAAGAUAAGUCAUUAACAUCGACGCUACACCUUAAUAAAGCAAAACAAACCCUGCUUCUUAAAAACAAUAGGCAAGAGUUAAAAAUGAAAUCUUUGUAGACAGUAGUCUUGUAGGCUUGAUCGUCGGCUAAGGUGGAAUGUCUCUAAAGAGAAUAUAGGAUUAAUACAAUGUUAAAAUCGAGGUUGAGCAAUAAAGAAGAGAUAAUUAACUAAAGAAGGUGACUAUCUACGGUAAUUCUAUAAAGGAAGUCCAGGCAGCCUCCAGUGAAGUAAACAUUAUGAAAGUCUUAAUUGACGUGCCAAAUGAGCACCUAGACUAUGUACUUGGCAAGAACGAUGAGAAUAUUGAGUACUUUACCACUAAGUCGUGUGUUAUCACUCUUGAUGUGACAAAGAAGGAUGAUUUUAAUCACAACCUCGUAGCUGUUGGAACUCAAUAGGCUGUUGAUGACCUUAAAAUGAUAGUCAAUACACAUCUGUAGUAUUUCUCUCAAUAUCAACAAAGAGAAACUCUUAAGCAAAAUACUGUUAAAAGAGCCAUGAACGUCACAAGCGAGCAGGUGCAAUAAAAUAAUGGAAACGAAUAAUAGCAUUAGCCUGUGCAAUAGCAAUAAAAUAGAAGAGGAGGACAUUAUCAGGAAAACAGUAACUACUAGCAGCAGCAAAACUCGAAUUAAUUCUACAGAAAGAAGUGA
Molecule: messenger RNA, 1413 nt
Organism: Stylonychia lemnae
Lineage: Eukaryota; Ciliophora; Spirotrichea; Sporadotrichida; Oxytrichidae
Source: the annotation of a GenBank genome assembly